Messenger RNA from Guyanagaster necrorhizus, 3441 nucleotides. RefSeq names its product kinesin-domain-containing protein. Gene Ontology annotation, molecular function: plus-end-directed microtubule motor activity; microtubule binding; ATP binding. The transcript is spliced from 7 exons. The record is from RefSeq and is a predicted model, not a curated record. Gene Ontology annotation, cellular component: mitotic spindle; nucleus; spindle microtubule. Gene Ontology annotation, biological process: spindle elongation; mitotic spindle assembly; initial mitotic spindle pole body separation. NCBI's taxonomy places the organism in Eukaryota, Fungi, Basidiomycota, Agaricomycetes, Agaricales, Physalacriaceae. Bases 1 to 3441 code for a protein of 1146 amino acids.
AUGGCUACGCGUCGUCCCCCGUCGUCGCGCUCGAAGAAUAACAAUCAGGCCCCACCGCAGCCACCGCGCUCCCGUUCAGCCAUGGCCAAAACGUCGUCCCCAACAGAGAAUCCGUCACUACCUGUGCCAUCAACGUCAAGACCCCAGAAACCAGCGACAACCGUCCUGUCGAGGCAGAAAGAUGAUCCGGAAUCGAAUAUACAGGUUGUUUUACGGUGUCGGCGACGCUCAGAGCGCGAAGUCGAAAGCAAUAGUCCGAUCAUUGUUACUUCGAAUGGAGCCAAAAGUAACCAGGUGUCCAUUGAAACGACAGCUCCGACCUCCACUUUGGGUCUUGUUACUCUCCCACCUAUUCGCACGUACCCUUUCGAUCUCGUCUUCGGCCCUGAAGCAGACCAGGCAUUGAUAUACCAUGAAGUCGUUAGUCCAAUGUUGGAGCAGGUGUUGAUGGGGUAUAAUUGCACACUGUUUGCAUACGGUCAGACAGGGACCGGAAAAACCUACACGAUGCAUGGCGACUUGGUUCCUACGGCCAUGGGUAACCCCUCAGUGCAUGCUGGCAUGAUUCCACGCGUUCUCUUCCGACUAUUUCAUGCUCUGGAGACGUCCGGGUCCGAUUUCAGCGUUAAGAUCUCCUACAUUGAACUAUAUAACGAAGAACUCCGUGACCUUUUGGCGCCCGAUCUUCCUGUUUCAACAGGGAGUACGCAGCUGAUGUCCAAGGACACCUCCAAAAAUGCAGAUGCUGGUUUGAAAAUUUUCGAUGAUGCCAACAAGCGUGGUGUUUUCAUACAAGGUAUCGAAGAAAUACCUGUCAAAGAUUCCGCUGAUGCAUUGGCGGUCUUGACCAAGGGAAGUGACAGGCGCCAAGUAGCUGCAACGAAAUUCAAUGACCACUCUAGUCGGUCGCAUUCUAUUUUCUCUAUCACUGUUCACACCAAAGACAAUGGUGUCGUUGGCGAGGAUUUACUUAGGACCGGAAAACUGAACAUGGUUGAUUUGGCGGGGUCUGAAAACAUUGGACGGUCCGGGGCUCAGAAUGCGCGCGCCCGUGAGGCUGGAAUGAUCAACCAGAGCUUGUUGACAUUAGGACGUGUGAUAAACGCUCUGGUUGAUAAGGCGCAACACGUUCCCUACAGGGAAUCUAAACUUACGCGACUCCUUCAAGACUCGCUCGGAGGCCGCACAAAGACUUGUAUCAUUGCCACCGUCUCCCCCGCUCGUUCCAACAUCGAAGAGACGCUGUCGACCCUUGACUAUGCGAUGAGGGCCAAAUCUAUCCGCAACAAGCCUGAACUCAAUCAACGCAUGACGCGCAACUCCCUCCUAAAAGAGUACGUUGCAGAGAUUGAGCGUCUGAAAGCCGACGUCCUUGCUGCACGAGAAAAGAAUGGCAUAUUUUUCUCUGAAGAGACAUGGAAUCAAAUGACCGCUGAGCAGGAGCUGCGGGAGAGUGAGAUCCUCGAGGCGAGGAAGCAAGUGGAGAUUGUGGAGGGACAGAUGAAAGUCGUGCGAGAGGAGUUUGAAGAGAGCAUUGGAAGACUGAAGCUCAGAGAAGCCGAGUUGAAGGACACGAGGGAGCACCUAAGAUCUACUGAAAAGGUCCUGGAAGAGAAGAAGGCUGAACUUCUGUCAGUCAAAGGUGUGCUCGAAGAAGAACUUGUAGUUCGCCGAGCAUUCCAGACGACCGAAGGUAUGCUUGACACGGUUGCUGGAGGGUUGAAGGCCGUAGCUCACGAAAGCAUCGCCGAUGUUGGAAGUUUGUUCAACAAACUUGAACGUAAAGCUGAUGUCAUGGAUUCGAACGCGGAGGCUGUUGUGACACAUGGUAGAAGCAUCACAUCGGCGAUACAGCUUCUCUCGCGACACCUUGAUGAAUUCAUGUGCACUUCAUCCGCAAAUGUCAGUAAAUUGCGACAAGAAGCCAAACAAUUUGGAUCUUCCGAACUGUCAAACCUUGCGUUGUAUUCACAACGUAUCCACGAAUAUCUGAAACGAGUCCAAGAAUCGCUCAACGAUGUACGCGCCCAGGACGACUGCGAAGAUCAAGCGCUCACGGUUGUGAAGAAGACCAUGCAGGAGACGCACGAGACUUUCAAAGAUGGCUUUGGAUCAUGGGGUACAAGUCUAAGUUCCACUUGUGUACAGCUGUGCGCCAAAGUGGAGACCGCAGGGGUUAAUGCUUUCGACGGAGUGGAGAAUGCUUUGAAAGCGAUGGUCCAAUUAGUUGAGAGUAUCCUGAGUGAUGCCCUCCAGUUCAUUGAAGCAGAACGGGAAGGACUUUCUGCCGUGCAGUCUCUGGGUUCAAACGCUGCGAAUGCCGAGAUCCGGCGGUUGCGCGAGCAGAAUGAAGCCUUGACAAUAAUGAUCGAAAACGAGCGAAUUAGCGCGGACAAAUCAAAGAGCCAACUGGUCCAGCGGAUAUCUGGGUUGCUUGGGGAUUUUGUGAUGGAGAGGGAUAAGGGGCUCAGGGCAGCUGUAAAGGGCGUUCUGGUUGCAAAUGAAAAGGGCGCUGAAUCUAUGAAGGAAUUCAUAGCGAAGCAAAAUAGCGCUCUGAAUGAUAUGGAUAGCGAAGGUUCCAAAGUGGCGAUCACCCUGGAGAAGAGAAGCGGAGACGUCAAGCGCACAAGAGACGGUGCCCUCAAAAACCUACAUCAAGCUAAAGAGACUGUCACCACUGAGCUUUCUUCUCUGAAUACCAACGUUUCUGGAUCAAUAACGUCGUAUUCAAAUACGAUACAACAACAAACUCAGGACAUGAUACAGUCUUGUUCUACAAGUUUCGAACAACAUCAACGUGCCAAACGCGCUCGAAUCGAAAUGACUAAGGCUCUGGGCGUGGACGUUCAAUCCGAAUGUCGAUCACUUGACCGUGGUCUUGCAUCAACAUCUCGUAAUACCGAAUGCUUCGUGAGCCAGGUAUCGUCUAUGGCUUCCAGUCUCAAUAAUACGAUCACGAACUUGAAAGAUGCCGCAAAUUCACAAGUGUCUUCUUUGGACGGUGCAACGCGUUCCUUGGCAGAGGAAGGUGCCAAAGACGACGUGCCGACGGGAUCUACGCCUCGUGGAAAAAUAUGGGAAUAUGUCGACCACUGGGAGCUCACCAAAAGUCGCGAUGACUUGCUCAAGGCGUGGCGGCAGACGGGGCUCUCGUCUGUCGAUAGUGAGACCUUUUUGACGGAGCAUCUUCCUCUACCAGAGGAGGACGAUAUUGCUAUGGCGAUCGAGGAUACACUAUCGACGUCCUCUGUUCAAUCACCCAGUUCACCGGAGCCGCCGGUGUCGCUGGUUUCUUCUGCAUCUUCCGUGUCAUAUCCAACAAUACCACAACCAAUAAUGAAAGGGGACAUGAAGUAUUCUACAAAGAGCUCCAGAGCCAUAACGGGGACAUUGACGGAUGCUAGAAAUGUUUACACGACACGAGGAAGUAGACGACGAUGA